UUCAGGCUCCGCGCCCGCGCCGGGCUUCGCGCCCCGCGGGCUCCAUGCGCGCUGCCCCGGGGCCCAGGCUCUUCCCCACGCCCAUGCGGCCCCCAGCCCCGCGCCGCAGCCACUGAUCUAACCUCCCCCCGGAGACCAUCGCAGGCGCGGUGCCAAGCAGAGAGGGGAGGGCGAGACGGAGGGGCAACCUCUUUGGGACUAACUCAUGAAGAACAAGGGUGCCAAGCAGAAGCUGAAACGAAAGGGAGCCGCCAGCGCCUUCGGCUGUGACCUGACGGAGUAUCUGGAGAGCUCAGGACAGGAUGUUCCAUAUGUAUUGAAGAGCUGUGCAGAAUUUAUAGAGACUCACGGCAUAGUGGAUGGAAUUUAUCGGCUUUCAGGAGUCACCUCAAACAUACAACGGCUAAGGCAGGAGUUUGGCUCAGAUCAAUGUCCAGAUCUGACAAGGGAAGUGUACCUCCAGGACAUCCACUGUGUGGGCUCUCUCUGCAAGCUUUACUUUCGGGAGCUGCCCAACCCCCUCCUGACUUAUGAGCUCUAUGAGAAAUUCACAGAGGCAGUGUCUCAUUGCCCGGAAGAAGGCCAACUGGCCCGAAUCCAAAAUGUUAUCCAGGAGCUCCCUCCAUCCCAUUACAGGACCUUGGAAUACCUGAUUCGACACCUGGCCCACAUCGCAUCCUUCAGCAGCAAGACCAACAUGCAUGCCAGGAACCUGGCCCUGGUGUGGGCACCCAACCUCCUCAGAUCUAAAGAAAUUGAAGCCACUGGUUGCAAUGGAGAUGCAGCCUUCCUCGCAGUCCGGGUCCAGCAGGUGGUGAUUGAAUUCAUACUGAAUCAUGUGGAUCAAAUCUUUAACAACGGUACCCCCGGGUCACUGGAGAACGAUGAAAACCGGCCGAUCAUGAAGAGCCUGACCCUGCCCGCCCUCUCCCUGCCCAUGAAGUUGGUGAGUCUGGAGGAAGCUCAGGCCCGGAGCCUGGCUACUAAUCAUCCCGCCAGGAAGGAAAGAAGAGAGAAUAGCCUGCCCGAGAUUGUCCCUCCCAUGGGCACCCUCUUCCACACUGUCCUUGAGUUACCAGACAACAAAAGAAAGCUCUCCAGUAAAUCCAAGAAGUGGAAAUCAAUAUUUAACCUGGGACGUUCUGGAUCAGACUCCAAAUCAAAGCUGAGUAGAAACGGGAGUGUAUUUGUGAGAGGACAGAGGCUCUCAGUGGAAAAGGCUACCAUCCGACCAGCUAAAAGCAUGGACUCACUGUGCUCAGUGCCUGUGGAAGGGAAAGAAACCAAAGGAAAUCUCAGUCGAACCGUCACCACUGGUGGGUUUUUCGUCCCAGCAGCGAAAAUGCACUUGACUAGCACUGGCAGCUCCUGUGGCCUCAGCAAGCAGGAGGGUGAAUGGGGCCAGGAGGGGGUGCCGGCCGGGGCGGAGGGCGGCUUUGAUGUGAGCGGAGACCGAAGCCAGCUGCAGGGGGCUCAGGCCCGGGCCCCGCCUGAGCAGCUGAAGGUGUUCCGACCCAUCGAAGAUCCCGAGAGUGAGCAAACGGCCCCGAAGAUGCUGGGCAUGUUCUACACCUCGAACGACAGCCCCAGCAGAUCUGUCUUCACCAGCAGCCUAUUCCAAAUGGAGCCUUCUCCCCGUCACCAGCGCAAGGCCCUGAACAUUUCCAAGCCCUUUGCUGUGUCUGUGCCACUCCGCGUAUCAGCUGUCAUCAGCACCAACAGCACCCCAUGCAGAACCCCCCCCAAGGAGCUACAGUCUCUUUCCAGCCUGGAAGAGUUUUCUUUCCAGGGCUCAGAGAGUGGAGAUUGGCCUGAAGAGGAGAAGCCACUGAGUGCUGAGACUUCUACAGCAUCUGUGCCUAAGAAGGCAGCUCUCGAGAACACCAAGCCAGGACCAGACACGGUGAGAACACUGGAGUGCAGCAAAGGCCUUCCCCUGGAGCCAGGCACCCAAGGGGAGGAGAAGAAAACCUCAGAAAGCCCCCUGGGCUCUCAGCAGUCACGUGAAUUAGAGAAGAAGCUGGAUGCAGAGAAGGUGGUGGAGGAGAGUGGAGAGACCAGCCAGGUGGCGGCCAGUGCUCUGCAGGAGAACCCUGGGGCCAGAGCCGAAGCAGUGUUUCUCCAUGAGAUGGAUGAAGAUGAUCUGGUCAACGCCCUGAUCUGGUCUGAGAUUCAACAGGAGCUGAAAAUUAUUGAAUCUGAGGAGGAACUCUCCUUGGCACCACCUGCGCUAAAGAUCAGCCCAACUCAGACUAUUGUUGAAUCUAGUCCGGGGCCCUUUGCUUCCCCAGAGGCCCCUGGGAGCUCCACCCCAGCUCCAGUCUCCGCCCCUCUGGAGGAGUGGACUAAGAAUCCAACCAAUCAGAGUACACUGGGCACUUCCACAACAGCCAAUAGAGAAAAGCUGGAGACAGCCAGCAUCCUCCCUAGAUCUGAGCCAGAGCCCGAAAAGGGCCAGCGCCCAGACCCUGCCAGCCUGACUCCUCUGGAAAUAGUUCCAUUGGAGAAGUCGUCUCCACAAGCAAGGAUGGAAGUGGGAGCCCCAGGGAAUCUGUCUCCUCUGCUCCCACCUGCUGCUCCCCCUCCAACACCUUUAGAGGAGGAACCUCGAGUCCAGCUAUUGAAGAGUGGCCCCGAGAGAGAAGAUUCACCUGGAAAUUUGAGAACCAAUCCAUAUGCAGACCAACUGAAGUCCAAAGGCAGCCCUGGGAUCCCCAGUCUUUGUCAGGGAGACAAGGCCUCUUCAGAAGAAAGUGAAAAGCAAAAUUCGAAGAGUGUUGCUCCUGAGCGCAAAGGCUCUAGUUUUCCUAGCCCAACCAGGGAGGCCGAGAUUUCCCCACAGGGAGAGGAGGACGCAGCCCACUCAGUGCAGGAGCCCUCAGACUGCGAUGACGACGACACUGUGACAGACAUUGCCCAGCACGGCCUGGAGAUGGUGGAGCCCGGCGAGGAGCCCCAGUGGGUGACGAGUCCCCUGCACUCACCCACCCUUAAAGAUGCACAAGAGACCCAGAUGCAGGGCCCCCAGGGCCACCGACUAGAAAAGAGGCUUUCUCACAGGCCCAGCCUUCGCCAGAGCCAUUCUCUAGAUGGCAAGACCAUGGUUAAGAGUCAGUGGACUCUCAAGAGUUCCUCUUCCAGCAGCUGUGCUGACCUUGAAGCAGAGAGGAAUUCCAACCCCCUGCAGCCCUUGGCACCCAGGAGUGAGAUUACUGGGUGGGAUGAGAAAGCUAUGAGGUCCUUUCAAGAGCUCUCUGGCCUGAAAAGGACAGAGGUUCCUCCUAAGCAGAAGGUACCAGGUGGUUUACAGCCCGCAUCAGCAGAAUCCAGCCCUGUCGGUCUAGCAGAAGGAAAGGAACUGGGGACACACGAGGGGCCACACAACCCUCGAGUUGAGCCUCGUGGUGAUCCUGAGCUAGACAGCAGCAAGGAGAACUCACCUGGUGUGCAGGACCACACCUCACCUGGAGAGCAUCCCCCUAAGUUCCAGUGCAAGAGCAGUGAGGGUGGGGCCCCAAAGGGGAAAAACAGGCCUUCAUCUCUCAACUUGGACUCCACCGUUCCCAUCACUGACCUCUUCCGGUUUGAGAAUGCAGCCUCAUUUGGGUCACCUGAAGUGCACCUCUCUGAGCCAGGAGACCCAAAGGUCACAUGGCUGACCUCGUCUCAUGGUAAAGUAGACCCCUGGAGGGUUUACUCCCAGGACUCUCCGGACCUGGACAUGGUUGCUCACGCCCUGACGGGCCGCCGUAACUCAGCUCCUGUGAGUGUGUCAGCUGUGAGAACCUCCUUCAUGGUUAAAAUGUGCCAGGCCAGGGCAGUCCCAGUCAUCCCACCCAAGAUUCAGUACACUCAGAUCCCACAGCCCCUGCCCUCUCAGAGCUCAGAGGAGAGUGGGGCUCAGGCCCUGGAGAGGAACCAAGAGGAAGCUGGCUCCACUGGUGGGACCUCUCAGAAACUUACCAAAGAUGAUUCUCUCUCCUCCUUGGAAAGCCCCAGGGAAGAAAAGCCAAAGCAAGAUACAGGAGCCAUUGAGUCCUUGCCAGUGGGUACCACUGCACCUCACGUGUGCGAGGGCCCCGCCCUUUCUCCAGAACCAGGUCUGGCCAACCUGCUGCCCACUCAGGAGGCACUAGCGCAGUGCAGAAAGCGCACAUCAGAGACAGAGCCAUCUGGGGACAACCUUCUUUCUUCAAAAAUAGAGCGCUCAUCAGGGGGUUCUAAGCCUUUCCAUAGGUCUAGACCAGGAAGACCUCAGAGCCUAAUCUUAUUCAGUCCUCCUUUCCCCAUUAUGGACCACCCACCCCCCUCAUCGACAGGGACAGAUUCCAAGGUCCUGCUGUCCCCUAUCAGAAGUCCCACCCAGACAAUUUCCCCUGGCCUGCUUUGCGGGGAGUUGGCAGAAAACACAUGGGUCACACCAGAAGGGGUUACACUUAGGAAUAAAAUGACCAUCCCUAAGAAUGGCCAGAGACUAGAGACCUCAACAAGCUGUUUUUACCAGCCCCAGCGGAGAUCAGUGAUUCUGGAUGGAAGAAGUGGAAGGCAAAUAGAAUGACAUCAGUUUGCCUGCUGGUACCUGAGAAAAUGUCAUGAUUCAUCUGGAAGUUAUUACAAAGGCUCCUUGCCUAUAUUCCAGGCAGAGGUUAUCCAAGUUUGGGCUUAUUUUGGCUCUUCUUCUCUUUCUUUAGCCUUUUGACCAUUUAUUAAUUAGGCCAUUUGCCACAAGAGAGGUCAGGGGAAGGACAAGAGAUGACAUUUAAAUAAGCCUACUUGAGCAGGCAGGGAAGGAUCAGGUGAGAGAAAAGGAUGAAAUGCUGGCCUCCAGUGAUAUGUGGGGCUUAAACACGUUGCAUCACUCCCCCAUUGCCAUUAUCUAGUGCUGUUAAGAGGUGGAUGUGAGACUAUCUUGUGAAACAGAAACCCUUUGCCUAUGUUGACAAAUGUUGCUAUUGAGGUUUGAAGGCCUCCUAUUUACUUCAUGCUUUUUAAUGCUCUUUAAAGCAUGUGUUCUUUUAGACCAGUUUUCUGAUAAGCUUUGUAAAAGUGUACUAUCCAGAGUAGAAGCAGGUUUGGAAAUGCAAACUAACGUACACUUUGAUAUCCAAGUGGGUGGAUUUACCCAUGCUUUCCCUGAAUCCCUGCAGACCUGUCCCAGAUGGCUCCAUACACCAGCAUAGAAAAUCAGAAUGUAUUCUCCAGAGCAGACUCUGAGACUAGUGCAAUUCAAGAAGACUUUCUGGGUCUGGCUUUUAUUAAUUUGGGACUCCACUGUCCUGCCUCUGAUUUAUAAAUUCAGUAGUUGGGGAGGAUGGGAGCUGAGCUGAGGGUUACGUCAGUGAAAUGUGCUGAAUCUUCAUUUAGGUGUGUGAUAGUGAAGUGAUCUGCUCUCCUUCCAAUGUCUGAGUUCAUGAACAGGACGUCAUCAUAGAGAAAAGCCUCACACGUAGGCAGAACUCCACUCUAAACUUGCAGUGCCUAAAUCAGUGGGACAUUUGUAAAAAACACCUCUAGCUCAGCUUCACUCUCUCUCCUCAGCUGGGAUCUGAGUAUAGGAGAAGAUAAGGAGGGAAUCCUAGGAGAGAAAAGGACCCAUGCAGGGCGGCCAUCAUUCCCGCUUGAUCAGAGCUGCGCUUCUUGAUGCCUUCCUUCCUCGUUGUCUCUCCGUUGCUGAACAGCAGCUUUGAGGCACUCCUCCCCUUUCCAUAGUCCUCCUCAACCACCACCCACCCCAGGUGCUCAGACUUGCUCUUCUCCUGCCUGUAUGCAAGCGGAAGCAAUAAACCAGUCUGAUUUUAGUUAUUUAGAACGUCAAGUGGUUCUUUCCAACUGUAAAGAGAAAGGAGGAUUAACAUAACCUGCUGACAGAUUUUUGGUGCUUUUUCCAAAAAGGGCUUCUUGACAGGAGCCCUGCUCAAGGCAAAACCCAUCAAGGUAUCAACACUUUCAGACCUUUGAGGACAACUAUCUUGUUUGAGAAACAAAGUAUAGGACCUAUUUUUAGCCCUGUGCACCUCUUC
This is a messenger RNA of Budorcas taxicolor (takin), 6020 nucleotides long. RefSeq names its product Rho GTPase activating protein 31 (gene ARHGAP31). The record is from RefSeq and is a predicted model, not a curated record. Gene Ontology annotation, biological process: small GTPase-mediated signal transduction. The coding region runs from base 206 to 4558 and encodes 1450 amino acids. Gene Ontology annotation, molecular function: GTPase activator activity. Lineage: Eukaryota; Metazoa; Chordata; Mammalia; Artiodactyla; Bovidae. The transcript has 12 exons.